AUGGCGUGGGACCACCUCUCGAUCACCAGUGCCCACCUGGUAUACAUUAUCCUUGGUGGCUUCACCUCGAUAUUCAUGCUCUGCUCCUCUUUCAUCAAGGAGCGUAUGUACAUUGGAGAAGCCACUGUUGCCACGCUUUGUGGCAUCAUCUUUGGACCACAUGCCGCAAACUUGAUCGACCCAAAGAGUUGGGGCAAUGUCGACCUCAUCACCCUCGAGUUCUCCCGAAUCGUCCUCGUUGUCCAAUGUUUCGCCGUCGGCGUAGAGCUGCCCAAGUUUUACAUGGAAAAACACUGGAGGUCCGUCAUCCUGCUCCUCCUUCCCGUCAUGACAUUUGGCUGGCUUGUCGUGAGCCUCUUUGUCUGGUGGGCUGUCCCGGCCAUCAGCUGGCUUGACAGUCUGGUUGUCGCCGCCUGCGUCACCGCCACGGACCCCGUCCUCGCGUCAUCGGUUGUCGGCAAGGGCAAGUUUGCCAAGCGAGUGCCAAAGCAUCUUCGAGACUUGCUGUCUGCCGAGUCGGGCUGUAACGACGGCAUGGCCUUUCCCUUUGUCUACCUCGGCAUCUACCUGAUCCAGGAGCACAUGGACGCAAGGAAGACCACCUACCACUGGUUUGUGUAUACAAUCUUGUACGAGUGCAUCUUUGGCGCCAUCUUUGGAUUCACCGUCGGUUACAUUGCCAGGCACGCCAUUCGAGUGGCUGAGAAGCGCGACCUCAUCGAUCGCGAGAGCUUCCUUGUCUUCUACUUUGUCCUCGCCCUCUUCUGCGCCGGUGCCGGCAGUAUGUUAGGCAUGGAUGAUUUGCUCGUAGGCUUCGCCGCCGGUGUCGGCUUUUCGAACGAUGGCUGGUUCCACGCCAAGACGGAAGAGUCCCAUGUCUCGAACGUUAUCGAUCUUUUGAUCAACCUGGCGUAUUUUGUCUUUCUCGGAACCAUUAUCCCUUGGGAGCAGUACAACAACAUUGCCGGCGGACUCACCGCCUGGCGUCUGGUCGUUCUGGCGAUUCUCGUCAUCUUCUUUCGCCGCAUCCCCAUCAUGCUUGCGCUCAAGCCUUUUAUACCGGAUAUCAAGACGUGGCGAGAGGCUUUGUUUGCUGGCCACUUUGGCCCCAUUGGUGUUGGCGCCAUCUUCAUCGCUAUUCUCGCGCGUGCCGAGCUUGCCUACGAGACGGCUGUGCCACUGAGCGACACGCCUCCGACCGAUAUUCCACAUUAUACCGUGGUUGCCUUGAUAUGGCCCAUUACGACGUUCCUCGUCAUUACUUCCAUCAUUAUUCACGGCUCUUCUAUUGCCGUCUUUACCCUCGGCAAACGCAUCAAUACGCUGAGUCUGACAAUGUCUUAUACAACCUCCCCCGAAGACGGCCCGACGUGGAUGAACCGCCUGCCUCGCAUCUCCUCGCAGUCGAGGUCCCAGGCGCGCUCCGUCUCUGAGGAGGACGAACUCAAGAUGCCCGAUUUCCCGCCCGGCACUCUGCCCCCUGUCGGUGUCACCGGGCAGUUCUUGCGUCGGCAGAAGGAAGGCGAAAACGUCAAGCAGGGAAGUCGAUCAUCCUCUGCCCACCGCCGACGGAGAAAGUCGCGUGACUACGGCGUUGGACCUGGCGGACCCGUGUCGCAAUCGGCCAUCUUUCCUUCGACACGGCAGUCAUCCAUGGAGCCUAGCACCCACGGGAAGGACUCUACAACAGACAGCACUCCGCAGACGCUGGUCGAAGGCGACGCCGAUCGGUACGAUGAGAAGAUGGAGCACCACCCAAGCCGCCAGGAAUCACCCCAGGAGGAGGACGAGCAAAUCAAUAUUUACGAAGAGGGCAGCCAUAUUGUGGUGGAAAACCGUGAUGGCGACGUUCUCGCCCUGGAGCCCAGUAGCAGCAGGGGCAAGGCUGUAUCCGAUGAUGCCGAGGCAGCAGCGAGGCCAGCACCAGCACAGAGGUCAGGGUCCAUCGUUAACUGGACCAACUUCAAGCAGACCGUCAGCGGUGUCUACAGGGAUGAGAUGGAGAAGCGCAAAGUCAAGAGCGACCCGAAACACGCACCCGCCCGAGCGUACCAGUUUGGCAACACUAUUGUUAUUGAAGACGAAGCCGGUGAGGUCAUCAAGACGUACGAACUGCCCACGGACAAGCAAAAAGACGGACCCGACCUGCUUCAGCAAUGCCAGAGAUACCUUGGCCUCGGUGGGUCGUCCGACAAAGCCCCUGUGACGCCCGGGACGGAGGGCGAGCCGAGCGCACCGGCGGAGGGGCUCUUCAAGAAGGGCUGGCUUUUCGGAGGUACCAGCGGCAACAAGGCUGCUGCCCAAGAGCUUGCAGAAGACAAGCAGGUUCGUUUCACCAUUGGCGGGGCUGGCAAGCGUAUGACCAAGGACGACUUUAUCAAGGAGAUGCGUAAACUUGACCCCAAAACUCGCCACGACGUCGUCGAACAGUCAUCGGCGCCACCCGCCGUCAAGACGUUGGCUAAGCAGACCGGCAACGCGUCUGGCUGGGACGAGAAGCAACCCGAGCGGCAGCGGCAGCAGCCGCAAUUGCCUGAAGAAGCGGGUGAAUCUUCCGGUGAGGCUAGUAGCAGCAUCGGCAGCGAGAAGCGACGCGAAGCUGCCGCAACGGACGAGCCGCUCCGACCUGUCAAGAUCUUGGAUGACGCGGACGGCGAGCCGGAGACUCCGGCCGAGCGUAAACGCAGAUUGGCAGCACUGGGAACAACUGCGGGCGACGAUAGUGAUGAUGAAGGAGACCCACGUGUACCACCCGUCAAGAGGGGCAUUCGAUUUGCCGAUGGCGCAGGCCAACGGCGAGGUGGAAGAUGA
Molecule: messenger RNA, 2811 nt
Organism: Verticillium alfalfae VaMs.102
Lineage: Eukaryota; Fungi; Ascomycota; Sordariomycetes; Glomerellales; Plectosphaerellaceae
Product: Na(+)/H(+) antiporter
Exons: 2
Coding region: 1-2811 (936 amino acids)
Biological process (GO): sodium ion export across plasma membrane; regulation of membrane potential; intracellular potassium ion homeostasis
Cellular component (GO): plasma membrane
Molecular function (GO): sodium:proton antiporter activity
Source: RefSeq, a predicted model, not a curated record